AAGCUCUCUUCUCCCGUCGGAUUACAGCCGAGGCAGCACGCAAAGGCACAGUUACCGAGCCAUAAAACGUCGAUUAAAGCCAAGACUUCCCAUUCCAGUUACAGAAGUGAGUAGAGAAGAGACCCCUUUAACCGAGAAAUGGAUCAGUCUGUGCCAAACCGUCAGCAAGGAGGAGCCCCUCAGCAUGCUAUACCAGUGGGGGCCUUCAGGCAGGGUAAUAUUCCCAGUAAGGAGAGAGGCAUCAUCAGCGGAGACCAAGUCCAGUUUGGGAAGCUGCGCCGGCCCAUACGUUUGUCCCAGUCAGAGAGUUCUGGGGCUGAAGAGGAGAGGUUGAGCACCUCCAUGGAAGCGCGCGGCUCCUUUGGUCGAAGCCCCGUCCUCCAGGGCAUGCAGGCUGAAGGCAACUACCAACGGCGGCUCGCCUCUAAUGGCAACGGGCCGUUGUCAUCAUCUCCGAGGAGUCCAAAUACCAGAGGUUACUUGAGCUUCCAGUCCAGACGCACCCAUGGUGAACAGCAGGAUCAGGGGCACCCAGUCACCACUGUAAAGGCCUCUGGGACCCCCCACCGUCAGUACAGUAGAGGCCGCAAUCGCACCUCCUCUGAGACUGAGCAGGGGGGCAAAGGCAGCAGAGGGCCGACCCAGAGGAGGAGAGGCCUCUCUGAGACGGAAAGCAGGCCUAGAUGGGACAAUACCAAAAUGAGUGGACUGCAGUGCCUCGCCUCAGAGAACAUCUGGUUCGACAAACACAGCUACGAUGAGGCGGAAAAGCGCUUCUACGAGGGAGUCAACGGACCCUCCACACAGCAGCAACAGGUGAAAACGGCCCUGCAACAGGCCAAAGGGCGCCAGCAGAAACGGCAGCACAGAAAUUCAUCCUCACAUGCAGGAGGAGACCAGGAGCUCGUUUCACGUAUGAAGAGCCUGGAACUGGAGAACCAGACUCUGCACAAAGUGGUGGAGAACAUGAGAGCAGCCAUGCAGAAGCUGGAGUCCAGAGUGGCUGUGCUGGAAAAGUCCCCUGCAACAGCAGCUGUCCCAUGUGCUAAGGCUGCUCCAGUCAAGGCUGCUCCAGUCAAACAGGUGGAAAAUGGCGAUGACGACGAUGACAUUGAUUUGUUUGGCAGUGAUGAAGAAGAUGACGAGGCAGCCCGCCUCAAGCAGGAGCGCCUGGAUGCGUAUGCAGCCAAAAAGUCCAAGAAACCCGCCCUUAUCGCCAAGUCCUCUAUCCUGUUGGACGUCAAGCCUUGGGACGAUGAGACAGAUAUGGCGAAGCUGGAGGAGUGUGUGCGCUCAGUGCAGAUGGACGGGCUACUGUGGGGAGCAUCCAAACUGGUGCCAGUUGGCUACGGCAUCAAAAAGCUGCAGAUCAACUGCGUGGUUGAAGACGACAAAGUUGGCACUGACAUUCUGGAGGAGGAGAUCACCAAGUUUGAGGACUUUAUCCAGAGUGUAGAUGUCGCUGCCUUCAAUAAGAUCUAAGCUCCACCAGCUCUGUACCGGCUCCACCAAAGUGUUGCUGCUGCUGCUCCCGGCUUUCACAGUUAUUAAAUGCUAAGUUUUGAGCACAAA
Messenger RNA from Dicentrarchus labrax (European seabass), 1572 nucleotides. RefSeq names its product eukaryotic translation elongation factor 1 delta a (guanine nucleotide exchange protein) (gene eef1da). Bases 139 to 1482 code for a protein of 447 amino acids. The record is from RefSeq and is a predicted model, not a curated record. The transcript has 10 exons. NCBI's taxonomy places the organism in Eukaryota, Metazoa, Chordata, Actinopteri, Moronidae. Gene Ontology annotation, cellular component: eukaryotic translation elongation factor 1 complex; cytosol. Gene Ontology annotation, biological process: translational elongation. Gene Ontology annotation, molecular function: translation elongation factor activity; guanyl-nucleotide exchange factor activity.